CGACAACCACCGUGCCUAAAACCACGUUCAAAGAAGUGUAGCAAGAUGGACGAGCGUGUGGAGAGAAUAAAGAACAAGAUCACUGCCUACCCCGAUUUUCCAAAACCUGGUAUUCUCUUCAGAGACAUCUUUUCAGUCCUCCAGACUCCUCCUGUAUUCCAUGAUUUGAUGGCAGUUCUUGAAGAAAAGGUCAAGUCAAUCUGCCCUGAUGUAGAUAUUAUCAUGGGCCUGGAUUCAAGAGGGUUUUUAUUUGGUGCUCCGCUAGCUUUGUCCCUGAACAAGCCUUUCGUACCGGUGAGGAAGAGGGGGAAGUUGCCCGGAGAAUUGAAGCAGAUAUCUUACACCCUGGAGUAUGGAACGGAUGUCUUUGAGGCUCAGGCAUCUAGCAUAAAGCCAGGUCAGAAGGUGGUAGUUAUUGAUGACCUUCUUGCGACAGGAGGUUCAAUGAAAGCUGCCUCUGAAUUAGUGAAGGAAAUGGGGGGUGUUGUUGCACUGUGCCUUGUAUGCAUUGAACUUGUAGAUUUGAAGGGGAGAGACAAAUUGAAAGAUCCAUGUGAGGCUAUUGUGAAGUACUAAUGUGUUUUUUUUAUCAGAAAUCCAUAUUAGAAAGUGCUGGAUGUGACCAAGAAGUUUUAAAGUAUUUAGAUUGCCAGCAAAGAACUGAUAAAAGUUUGAUAUUGAUUAUUAUUUUGAGAAAAUAUUAUAUUAGGAAACUUGCAUAUUUUGUAAACGAAAAGCCUCUUUGCUUAUAUAUUUUUAUUAUAUCUAUUAAUUCUUUGUAGAGAUGGCCAGUUUCUUUUUGACAAAAUUACAUAUAUAUGCACCCCCUCCUGAUUGCUUGAGUGUUUCCUUAGUUAUUAACAGUCACUUUGUUAUAGAACCUUUACAAGUGUCGUGACAGGUGCAGCAUAUCAGCAGAUUUGUAACAAAAGCUACUCUUUCUUUUGAAAUCUCUUAAUUAUGAAGUUUGAUGUGCAUAGUUUGAACGAACAUGGGAGCAAAACACCAACCAUAUAUGUUCUUAGUUCAAGGUGUACUUUAAAUUGAAUUUAUCGUUGUUCAGGUAAUACAAUAUUGCACUUUUUGAUUGAAGCACAGUUCUAGUCUCAGGUGUCUGUUUUUAAGACAAAGAUUUCUUAAAAACUUUUGAACAACACAUGUACAACAACUGUUUAUACAUUACUUGUGAUAAAAAGUAGUAUAGCUUGUAUAUCAGUUCACAUGAAUUUGUUUUGAUUCAACUUUUACUUGAUUGCUUGAUGAUACAGCUAACAGAAAUGGAUUUAGAAUAAUACAAAGUUUGAUAUGAUGUCAAUGCAAACCUUUAUAGUUCAGCUCCUUCAUGCCAGUACCAUCCACUGUCCACUGUG
This is a messenger RNA of Penaeus monodon (black tiger shrimp), 1370 nucleotides long. It is a transcript of the gene Aprt, whose product is annotated as adenine phosphoribosyltransferase-like. Gene Ontology annotation, biological process: adenine salvage; AMP salvage. Bases 46 to 576 code for a protein of 176 amino acids. Gene Ontology annotation, molecular function: AMP binding; adenine phosphoribosyltransferase activity; adenine binding. Lineage: Eukaryota; Metazoa; Arthropoda; Malacostraca; Decapoda; Penaeidae. The transcript has 5 exons. The record is from RefSeq and is a predicted model, not a curated record. Gene Ontology annotation, cellular component: cytoplasm.